This is a messenger RNA of Symbiodinium pilosum, 342 nucleotides long. Lineage: Eukaryota; Dinophyceae; Suessiales; Symbiodiniaceae. The record is from the annotation of a GenBank genome assembly.
GCAUCCCCCACUGGGCACAAAUCGUGUGGUGUGUAAAUCGUGAUUUCUUCAAACUGCAUGCUCUGGGGCUCGAGUACGAUGCCAUCAUCUUCUAUGACACGGACGUGUUUGUAAACCCUCCAGAUUUUUCGCACCUGGAGGCUGUGUUCAACUGCGCCUACCAGGGCUACUUCUUGGCUUCGGCGCUGCACGGCGGAUUCGAGCCGCUGACUGUGGCAUUCUUCGCCCUACGACCAUCUCCGGCGCUGCUCAGCGCGGUGCGGCGCUUCCUGCUGAACUCGACCUUCGAUGACGACGGCGCCUGGAAUUGGGUCGGCUUCGGGCCAUGGGGAUGCCUUGACA